Molecule: messenger RNA, 2668 nt
Organism: Dimorphilus gyrociliatus
Lineage: Eukaryota; Metazoa; Annelida; Polychaeta; Dinophilidae
Source: the annotation of a GenBank genome assembly
GUCAAUAUGCAAAUCUAGUAUCGAACCUGUAGUUCGAGAGAUGAUUGUGGACGAUCACAAUGGUAUUUUUUCGUUAGAAAUAUGAGUUGAUACGAAGAAUCCGGAAUACAUUGGUUUUGAAACUUAAUAUUACACAAUACUUCAUCAUGACAGAGAGAGAGGAAAAAGAAAACGAUAUGAAAGUCUUAUUUAUAACGACCAACAUAGGCUCAAUAUUCGAAGUGCAAGAAUCGGAUUCGGCCGACAACAGUAAACCGACAAUGAUGGAUAAGUGGAUCGAAUGUUUUAUCGGAAAAAUACGUGAUAUCGGAGCUCAUUUUGUGGCAAUUCACUGCCAAGAAGUCGGAGGGAAGGAUUAUGUCAAAACUAUCAAAUACGUGGAUAAUUGGGCAAAGAAAAUACUUAAUAAAAUGAUGGAGUUAAAUUACGACAAAUCAAGAUUAUUUCUAGACGAAGAUUGUUCUGCUCCAGAUAAAUUUACUGCUCUAGGAAAUCUCUAUUUUGUACAUAAAGAUGUUGUUAAUAUCGACAUUUACGACUUUGCAACUUACAAUUUCACUGCAAUUGGUGCGAAUGACCACGAGAUACUCUCAGGUAAUAUAGAAAAAUACACCACGAAGGAGAAAGCGAAAUUUCCCCAAAACUACUUCCCAGACUGCAAAUGGUCGCGAAAAGGCUUUAUGAGAACACGCUGGAGAGUGAACAACAAAGUGGUCUACGACCUCGUGAAUAUUCAUCUCUUCCACGAUGCUAACAAUAUCACUGCUAUGGAAGCUAGUCCGUCGAUCUACGCUAAAAAUAGAAAAAGGGCCUUACAACAUACGCUCGACCGGUUCGAGGAGGAUGAACAUCAAAAAGCGCCAAUGUUUAUCUUUGGGGAUUUUAAUUUCCGUUUGGACACUCACUACUUAAUAAAGUCAAUAACGGGCGAGACGAAAUCCAGAGAAGUAAGAAGUAAGCGGGAUGAAGUGACAAAAAUCGAUUACCUGUCGACUUCAGAUCCUACAAAGGGGGAGAUCGUUUUAACAAUAGAAAAGAAGGGUUUUGAACAUUACAAUCAUCACGAUGUAUUUCUAUACAAUCACGGACAAUGGAUGAGAGACUUCGAUAAAGAAGCCAGAGAGUAUGACAGACUUGAAGAGUUUCCGAUAAACUUUUCUCCAUCUUACCCUUAUAUGGAAAAUAUAAAUGAUGGAAUGUCGUUCAUGAAGUCAAGAGUUCCCGCCUGGUGCGAUCGAAUCAUGUACACAAAAAUGGCAAAGAAUCUUAUGGAUUAUGAUUCAACAUUCCCCCUUAUUUAUGAUCUCAUUGGUGCUGAUACCUGUAUGGGUGACCAUAAACCCGUCUUCCUUUUGUUUAAACUGCGAGCGACUGGUGCAGGUAAUGUAAUUUUAUUCAUCUUUUAUAGAUUUAUGUGUUUACGCUAUAUACACUGUUUAUACACUGUGUAUAUAUUUAAUCAAUCCAAAUUUUUUUAAAGAAAAAAACCAAUAUAUUGAGUGUUCUGUAUGAAAUUUUUUAUGCAUGUCUCGAACCCAUAUCGUAAACAGUAUCGACAGGCGUUAUGGAUAAAGUUGUAGAGAAGGAAGGCCUGAAAAAGAAACUGUCGAUCAACGGUGAGACUGUUACAGUAACGGGUGACUUCAAUCAAGUUAGCAUACACGACUACGCUGUUUUUGAGCAUCAAGAGCAGCUUCGAGGGGAAUAUUUUGACACGAUCAGACGGCCGUCGACUGACGAGCAAAUCGUUUCUCCAAAUGCCCCUGUUCCCAUUCCCACGGCUUCUCAAUCUAGUGAUAGGAAGCUGAUUAGAGAAUCAAGCUUCUCUAAGGCAGUUAGAACAGUUAUGAGGUGCAAUAAUGUUUUGAGCUUAUUAAAAAAGUACGACCAUAGAAGCGAUACGGAGCCUGACUCCGAAGAUGAAGAGGAAUCAGAAGUAAAAGAGGAGGCAAUCAAACCAAGUGUAAUUCUUCAGGAGCAGGUAGAAAAAAAUGAGUUGCGCUUCCAGGCAGAAGAGAGCACUGUUAAGGAAUUGGAUCACGAUCAUGUUAGGUUGUGCGAAGAAUUUGUUUCCAAAACUGACGAUAAGGUGAACCAACGUCGCUGACAUCUCAUGAUAAAAAGCACUUUAAUCAACACGGCUAUAAAUUGCUUUAUAAUUUUACCGCUGAUUCUUUUUGCUUCCUAAUUGAUUUUUUGCUUACAAACUUGCAUACUAGCAAAUUUCUUAUAUCCUACCUUCAUUUAAUUGACUAAUAUCUGCUGAUACACAAUUUUCCUAUAUUUUAUAUUUGUUAUUAUCAUAUUAACCUUGAUUGUUUGAUUUUCUCAAUCUUUUUUUUUUAUUCUUUUAUUAUUUAUUCACAGCUUUUUUUUCCUAUCAAUAAUUCUAUUUGUUUUCUUUUAUUCCUCUUUUAGUGAAAGUCGAAUCAGGAGCAAGAGUUGGCGUUUCAGUUCCUGACCGUCAAAUAAAAAUCUCCGAAUGUGACAGUACAAAACUAAUUCACGUACGCCAAAACGGUAAUUCAGUAGUGAAAGUGUUUCGUGAAACAACAGUCUAAAGCAAAAAUUAACUAAACUAAUCUGUAACCUAUGUGUAACGUAGUUUUCUAGUUCUUUUUUUUUAUUGUAAAAGAAAUGAUUGUUUCUUGUUUCAUUUCUAGUCAUC